Olea europaea var. sylvestris is the source of this 1551-nucleotide messenger RNA. Its product is annotated as queuine tRNA-ribosyltransferase accessory subunit 2-like. NCBI's taxonomy places the organism in Eukaryota, Viridiplantae, Streptophyta, Magnoliopsida, Lamiales, Oleaceae. Gene Ontology annotation, molecular function: tRNA-guanosine(34) queuine transglycosylase activity. The record is from RefSeq and is a predicted model, not a curated record. The transcript is spliced from 10 exons. Bases 59 to 1261 code for a protein of 400 amino acids.
CUUGGAGCGGGUGGGCAAGGGCGGGAAAGACAGAGAAAGAGGAAGACACAAAUAGACAAUGAAGUUCGCUGUAAAGGCAUGGAGCAAUGGCAGAGCCCGGGCAGGCCUUCUCCAGGUGGGAAGCUGCGAGUUAGAAACUCCGGCUCUCCUCCUCACUACCCGUAAAGGCCUGCCUGUUUUCAUUUCCCCUGACCUCCUGCCUUCUCUUCCUUCCCCAGACUCUCGCCUCCUUCAAUUCAGCCCCCUCCACUUUUUAGAUUCCAUUUCUCCCAAAACGAUGUCUGAAGUUGGUGGGCUGCAUCAGAUGCUUGGUUUGAAAGAACAUAUAUUUGUGGCCAUUCCGAGGGAUUCCAUUUUGUCCCUUCCAGAUUAUGGGAGCACUAACAAGAUCGGUGCAUCUUUUGAGACUCCUUGUGGUCGACGCCUGAUAAAGCCAGCAGAAUAUAUGCAAAUGAUUUCUUCAAUGAAGCCAAAUAUGUGGGCCACAUUGGCAGAUGAAGUACCUGCUUGGGUUUCAGAGAAGAGGAACAGGGCCUCAGUUGACCGCACAGUGAGAUGGCUGAACGAUUGCAUUACCUCAAAUUUGGCUACCACUUCAGGUGGUGCUGUUUUUGGAUCCAUUGUGGGAGGUUCUAGUGUUGAAGAACGCCAACGCUGUGCACAAGAAGUUGCCCAGCAAAAUGUAUCAGGUUAUUAUAUUGGCAGCUUUGGCCUUGGGGAGAGUAUGGAGGAGCGUCCUGCCCUCCUCAGUGCUGUUACAGAUAUUUUACCAGAUGAAAAGCCACGACAGAUAAGUGGCCUUGGACUUCCAGAGGAAGUUUUGCAGGGUGUUGCUGCAGGCAUUGACCUAUUUGAUUCUGCGUAUAUCUACCAUCUUACACUAGGGGGCUUUGCACUUAUAUUUCAUCCAGAGAAAACCAGUAGACAUGGUUACGAUGAUCAACUACGGGAUACUAGCUCUGAUGACACAAAAAUUAAUCUCAAAGCAACCAUUUACAGAAAAGAUUUGUCGCCUAUUGUUGAGGGUUGCAAUUGUUACACGUGCCAGAAUCAUACGAAGGCAUAUAUAAAUCACUUGUUUAACGUUCAUGAAAUGUUGGCUCAGAUUCUAUUAGAAAUACAUAACACUCACCACUAUCUGGGAUUCUUUCGGUUGAUAAGAGAAGCAAUUAAGGAAGGAAGAUUUGAGCAAUUCCGGGAAAAGUUCAUCAGAAGUAGACGCGACCAUAUCUUCGAUGCUGCUGCUGCUGUAAGUGCAUGAGUUAGAUGGCCUCUUGACUUGAUGGCAUCAAAAGAAUCUGCCACUUGGAUAUGGUGCUAAAAUUAAAUUAUGAUAGAGGAAGAUGUUGGACGGACAAGGCCACGUAAGCCCUGGACCACAUAGGGGGCCCCUCCAAUAGGGGGGACACCAAUUAGGUGCCUUGUUUGGACUGUCCAAGUAUCUUUAUCCUAUGUUAGAUUCUAUCGUCUACCUUUGAAAUAUUGUCAUUUCCUUUCUUGAAAUUUGGAUGCAUUUAAAGAUAUUUAUAUUUAUCUACAAUAUAUUUGUUU